This is a messenger RNA of Cornus florida, 2554 nucleotides long. Its product is annotated as auxin transporter-like protein 2. Gene Ontology annotation, cellular component: plasma membrane. The record is from RefSeq and is a predicted model, not a curated record. The transcript is spliced from 9 exons. Bases 899 to 2323 code for a protein of 474 amino acids. NCBI's taxonomy places the organism in Eukaryota, Viridiplantae, Streptophyta, Magnoliopsida, Cornales, Cornaceae.
UAUGGUUAAUUUUGGAUCUGAUCAGUAACCUCAACAGACCAUAUUAAAGGGUCUUUAUAAAAAGUUCAGAAAAUUGAACUCCUCCAAAGUACUCCUCUCUGUCAAAGAUCUCUCGGCAAGUGUACCAGAAAACACAGAGAGACAAGGCAACGGAAAGAGGAAAAGGAAUCAAGACGGAAAUAGAUUUCCUUGUUGUAUCGUUUUCACUGCUGGAUAUUCUCUUGAGUGUUUCCUUCAGGACUAGAGAGAGAAAGUGUGUGCUCUUUUCAAUUCCCUCUGCAAAACCACCUCCCAAUACUUUUCUCUCUCCUCUUUGUUUACACUACUGAUCAGUAGGUGCUUCUUUUUCCUUUCCUCAGUUUUCUCGAUCCUUGAACACAGACAAUUUUUAGAGAGAGAAAGUUUUAGAGAGAGAGAGGGAGGCUUUUUGGCAUGCAAGAGAAGCAAGCUUCUCGUUGGGUAGUUUUAUUGGCAAAAUCUCUGUAACGCCUCUGUUUCCUAAAAGGUCUCUUGGUCUUGGUUUUGUCAAAACACCCAUUUUUUUCCUGAGGAUAAAGCCGCAUUUGUUGAGGAACUUUGAGCGUGUUUUAGAGAGAGAAAAAAACAUAGUACAGAGAUUAUUUUUAAAUCCAUAGUUAAUUUAGAUUAUGCAAAUUUUGGAAAACAGCUCUGCAAAAUUUGUCACUCCACACUGGAAGGUGUGACCAGUGACACUUUCUUAAUAAGGGGUGCAUAUCAUAAAUUGUUUCUCUCUAUAACAGUGGUGGAAAAGCAAGUGAUUGCGGACUGACACACAUUUGUCAAUCGGUACAGUUUCAGUUUCUGCAUUACAAUAAGCCGACCCCAAGACAAAGACCCUCUUAAAACCAGAUCUCUAGAGAAGUGAAAGAAGAUAGAAAUGGUUCCUCAGAAACAAACUGAUGAGGCCAUAGUUGCAAUGGGCUUAAACGAGACUGAACAAAUUGAAAGAGAUGAAGAGAUUGUAGAUCAGUCCAUGUUUAGCUUCAAAAAUGCUCUUUGGCAUGGUGGGUCUGUUUAUGAUGCUUGGUUCAGCUGUGCAUCAAAUCAGGUUGCACAGGUUCUGUUAACAUUACCAUACUCUUUCUCUCAACUGGGUAUGCUUUCAGGCAUCUUGCUACAGGUGUUUUAUGGUCUACUUGGAAGCUGGACUGCUUAUCUCAUCAGUGUUCUCUAUGUUGAGUACCGAACCAGAAAGGAGAAAGAGAAUGUCAGCUUCAAGAACCAUGUCAUACAGUGGUUUGAAGUACUGGAUGGCUUGCUUGGUCCUUCAUGGAAGGCUUUGGGAUUGGCCUUCAACUGCACUUUCCUCCUCUUUGGGUCUGUUAUACAGCUCAUAGCUUGUGCAAGUAACAUAUACUACAUAAAUGAUAACUUAGACAAGAGGACAUGGACCUACAUAUUUGGGGCUUGUUGUGCUACAACUGUGUUCAUACCAUCAUUUCACAACUACAGGAUUUGGUCAUUCCUUGGGCUCGGAAUGACCACCUAUACUGCUUGGUAUUUGACCAUUGCUGCCUUUGUUCACGGACAGGCUGAUGGAGUGACCCAUUCUGGGCCCAAAAAGCUGGUGCUGUAUUUCACUGGGGCCACUAACAUACUCUAUACUUUCGGCGGACACGCCGUCACUGUGGAAAUUAUGCAUGCAAUGUGGAAGCCUCAAAAGUUCAAGUACAUAUAUUUGUUUGCAACAUUCUAUGUGUUCACCCUCACACUUCCAUCAGCUUCAGCAAUGUAUUGGGCCUUCGGGGACCAACUCCUCAACCACGCCAACGCCUUCUCCCUCCUUCCCCGUAAUGGCUUCCGUGAUGCAGCCGUUGUCCUAAUGCUCAUCCACCAGUUCAUAACAUUUGGAUUUGCAUGUACACCUCUGUACUUUGUGUGGGAAAAAGUGAUAGGGAUGCAUGACACAAAGAGCAUAUGUUUAAGGGCACUAGCCAGGCUGCCAGUGGUGGUACCUAUAUGGUUCUUGGCCAUUAUAUUUCCCUUCUUCGGGCCUAUCAAUUCAGCUGUGGGGGCACUCUUGGUCAGCUUCACAGUCUAUAUCAUCCCUUCUCUUGCCCAUAUGCUCACUUACAGGAAGGCCUCGGCCCGUCAGAAUGCAGCAGAAAAACCUCCAUUCUUCCUUCCGAGCUGGACGGCCAUGUACGCGUUGAACACGUUUGUGGUCCUGUGGGUGUUCGUCGUCGGCUUUGGAUUCGGAGGGUGGGCUAGCAUGACCAAUUUCAUUAAGCAAGUUGACACUUUUGGGCUCUUUGCGAAGUGUUACCAGUGCAAGCCACCAGCAGCAGCAGGACAUCACUGAGUUUGGAACUCAUUGAAUCACACCAUUCUAACAUUCUCAUAUGUUGUGUGCCUUAGUGUUCCCCCUUUUGUUCAGGCUAUAUAUAUCAAUAUAUCUAUAGAUGAUGGAUGAAUGGUGAUGAUUCCUUUAGUAUCAUAGCAUAAUAGUUAAUUUGGUUUGACUCUAGUACUAUAUGUAAUUAAUGUGGAAUGUUUUAUAUAUUCAAAUCUAGCAUAGUCAUUAUUAUUAGAA